Porites lobata is the source of this 13763-nucleotide messenger RNA. The record is from the annotation of a GenBank genome assembly. Lineage: Eukaryota; Metazoa; Cnidaria; Anthozoa; Scleractinia; Poritidae.
CCCUCUCCGCCCGCCUUUUUCAGAAGACAUAUUUGUCUCAUUUCCCGUUCUAAAUUUUGCUAUUACGACUGUGUUAAAGAAUUUCCAAUCACGCGAAUAUAUAAGCAUGUGAGUUGGGGGGAAUCCCUCUUGCAGUUGUUCCGGUCAAGGCUUCGCAGACAGCAGGUACCAUCAAGGUAUUAUUAUGGCAAAAUCUUUGUCUUUCUUUUCGGAUUCGAUUCUGUUGAGUUUGCUAAAUUUUCUCAUAUGAAGGUGUUCGCUUCCUAGUGCCAACUUACGGAUCUGAAAGAAGCCCGAGUCAUGUCAGGUUCACCGAAAACAGGUAGGACGAAAAAAACAACGUGAUUUUCUGUCUAGUUCAGCUUUCUUCGUGACAACAGCUGUAAAAAUAACAUUGCUUUAAUGUGCCAUCACAAUGCAAGUAAGUGAGACAUCCAACCUCAUGUAGCUUUUUAAAUAAGCUUCACAAGCUUGUUUAAGCUUACAUGAUGACAAAGUUUAUGACACGCUGAUUGCCAUGUCACACUUCGCUUUUCAUAACAGAUGCAAAGUUUGCUGGUCUAUUUUUCUUCGUAGCGUGUCGAGGCACAAAAUGACAGUUUGUUAUACUAAGUUGAUUUGUUUCCCUUCAACAACACAACAGGAAGUUUGUCUAGAAAUCUAAGCUUACUUUAAUUGGUUAAAAAGGAAGAUAAUAUCUAACCUACAUUUAAUGCAAUCCAUCUUGAUUUAACUUAUUUUGAUGAACGGUCAAGCUAAAAUUAUGAGCAAUGCGAGCUUUACAUAUGAAUUUCUUUCUCAGAUUUUGCAUGAUGCCUUGUAUGACAACUUAAAUUGUUAGUCAACUGUAUACUAUUUUUCUAUAAUUUGAGGAAGUUAUUACUAAAGCUACCUGCAAACUGUGGUGUUUUUUCUGGACUUACGUUACAUUGUUGUCCAAAAAUUAACGUGUUAAAUUAACAUAUCAAAACCAGGUUUUUAAAACCUUUAAUCUCCAAUUUGCAUUCAGCGUGACAGACAUUGUCCAAAUCAUCAUUGAUUAACUGACCACUUAAUUUGAGGAGCUAGAAAUUUUUUCAUGGCUCUUACACACUGAUUAAUUCUUCCACAAUAGUAAUAAAAUGAAAGGUAGCCAGUAAGCGUGCUUUCCAUUUGGGGAUGUCACAAGAAGUCACAUGCGACUGACAUGUGUAAGGAAGGAGGUGUGAGAAAGAGAGUCAGGGAAAGAAUGGAGUGCUUGCAACAAUUUAUUUUUGAAAUUUUUCAUUUCCACCAAGAACUACAAAGCAGAAUAAAUUUUGCCAGUAACAAGAAAUGUUAUAGCCUUCUGUCCCCUGGGAAUUUUGCCAGAAAACAAGUUUUGAAGCUAGUCAGGCAGUUUUCUGGUCACUGUCAUGCUAUAAAGAGCUAAAACUUACCAUAAAACCAUUUACAGGCCAUACACUUCGCAGCCUUUUGAUCCAGAUGCAAAAUACUAGCGUGCAAAGUUUGGGCAUGUGCAGAAAGCAAAAUUUUGAGACAGGUUUUGGGUUUUAAAGGGACGUAUACAAAACAUGGAACCCUUCUCCAUGGACCCCUUUGUGGACCCAGUCGUUGGACUUCCCCUGUGGAACACCUCUAAUUUUUGAAGAUGAAUGAACCAGAGGUCUAAAGAAAUUUUAGGAACCUUAAAUGGACAAAACUGUGGUCAGCAUUUAUUAUCAGAGUUAUGGGCUCCUCAUAUUUAACACUUGUUCAAAUCUUUUUCAAUCCCAUACCAAUGCAAUGGGUUUGUUUUAGUUCUGAUGAAGGAGUAACCAUAUUUGAAGGGAACAGGAGGAGUGAUAGGGAGGAAGAAGUCUCCUAGCAGCUCUUUUGUUUGUCUUCGCGUUUGAAUGAAUGGCAAUGUACUUGAACCAACCUGUAAGCAUCCGCAAACUUGUAAGGCGUCUGACCAACCACAUUGAUUCAUGAGCAGGAUUCAAUAUGUUUGCCAACUAAUAAACAUUUCCAAGGGCUAUGAGGGGAGGGAAGUCUCGGGUAGGUACUCAAUCAUCAUGCAUUACCUGUUCCUCUCUACACAGCCAUUUUUGUGUCAAUCUUCAUGCAACACGAUGUCACAAAAACUGUGUAAGUGAAUUCUUCCUCCCUACUCCUCCUCAUGUCCCCUUCAAAUAGCAGGCCCAAAGGGAGCAGGGGUGCAUCAGGUGUACUCACACCCCCCCCCCCUCCACAGGUCCCAGAGGCCCACUUUUUUGUUGACCAACAAUUUAAAACAAAGUGAUUUGAUAAUAUUUUUCAAAUCUUACUCACCUGAAAACUCUGAAAGAGUUAACAAGCUUCACGCUUUCCGCAAAACGGGUUUUCACCUUUAUGUAAGUGCAUUGAAAAGGGGGGUUUGGUAUGCCUACAAGGCAUUUACCCCUUGCUAAUAUGUCGCUUACUCCUUCAUUUUGUCCUUAAGGAACAAAGUCUGUAUUGAAGGAUUUGUAGUACAGAUUGAGAAAACAUUUUCUUGCUUUCGCCCAUUUAAGGUUCCUAAAAUUCGUUUAGAACUUUGGUAAAAAUUCAUCUUCAAAAAUUAAGGGUGGUCCACGGGGGUUAGUCCACCGGGUCCACAAUAAGGUCCAUGGACCAGGUCCACAGAGGUGGUCCAUGUAGGCGGGGUCGUGUUUUUGUAUACGUCCAUUUAAAAGUGACACAGCAGUCUUGACUUUUACUUUUUGCUUUCUCUCCUCCCCUAUAUUUUCACUUUUCUUGCCUGAGGUAUGUUUUUGUUUUGCUAGGCAUUUAGUAGACUUCAUUUUGGUAGGAAAAGAUUUUAGGAAAGGUUUUAGGAUCUUAGAAUUAGAUAAAAGGAAAGGUAGGUGGGUAGUGGAACAAGAUUUUCAUGAAAUUUUUGGGUCAAUGUUACAUGGUUUUUUGCCUUUUUCUCCAGUGUCCUUGACCGAAUUGAGCUAAUUCUGAUAUGUUUUGAAAGAUCUCUUCACUCUGCACAAGUUAACGGGCAAAGUUGUCCUUGACCGUUAAAACUGAUGACUGUGUUCCAGCCCUGGUUAAGUCAGAGUAAUAUUUCUCGCCUUCUUUUCCUAGUUUUCUUUAGCUCUUUUGCCCAUAUUUCCCACUGUUGGAUCUUUUCCCCAAGCUUUGUGAGGUUCUGCAAGAUUCAUAUUUCUAUUAUUAAUGAGCCAAUAUUUACCAGUACUCACCUUUGUGGAAGGGAGCAAAAUUAAUUACUUGAGCUGUAAAUUUCGCUGUGGCCCCGAGAGAUCUCUGGGAUAAUGUAAUUUGGUGAUGGAGACUGCUAGUCAGAAAUUUCACCCCGUCUAAAUUACAUUAAGGCCCACUUAUAGGGCGACUACUGUUCUGUAACGGGGGCCAUUAAGCCAAAGUUGACCAAUCGGAUCAUAGGAAAAUAACAAAACAUCUGAGAAAAAUGGUUGUCAAGCCUAGUUACCACAAACCACUGUACUGUAACAGAAAGUGAUACCUACACAUACAUUGAGUAAGGACUUUGAGCUUGUGGUACAAAGAAGACUGGGAAUUGACUAAGUUUUUUUUUUUCCAGGAAAGAAGCAGAAGAAGCACAAAGGUCCAAAACUUGAUUUUUCAAAGGGCCAUCCAUCACCUACCUCCUCACCAUCGUAAGUGCUAGCACCUAGUUUACUGAAAGAGUUCAUGUUCACAUUGGAAUUGUUGCUCAUAAAAAAUCUACUGUUAUAGCUGAGAAAUAUGUUGAAAUAUGAAGAUGAAGUUGUAUCCCAUUCUAAUUGUUUUGCUUUUGUUGUGUCAGUCAUAGUUUUUACAUCCAGCGUGAAAGUGUCUCCUUCAAAGAGCUUCAACUAAAUUUUCUUUACUCUUUUUCAGGACCACUCCACCAAGGAAUCUUUCAGACAAAGCCACACUUACUGUUGAUGGAAAGGUUUGUACUGUACUAAAAAGGCAAUAUCACAAUAACUUAUUUUUUUCCAAGAUUUCACAGAAACAAAACUGCAGUUAUGAAGUACUGUCACUGACACAUAAAAUGGCCUUGACUGACAAGAAAAAACAAUUGCAGUCAAAACAUAAUCGAUAGUUUUUGAGCAAUUUUUCCUGAAUAACAGUGAAUAGCAUUUGCCCAGUAUUUUCAAGUGUUCAGGUGGAGGCCUGUUAAAUGCUAAAGAGCAGACAACUGAAUAAAAUAUUCGACUGUCAGUUGAUUAUAGGUUCCAUGAUUUUGCGAUGCAUGUUACAGAGGUCAAAAUAAAAUUCAGGUUAAAAUUUUUUAACCUAGGUUGAUUCUCAAUUUUCUUUGUCACGUAGCCCUUAUUCAUGAAUAAUAAUAUUAUGGUUAGGAGACAAAAGAAAUUGAGAAUCAACCUAGGAUAAAAAAAUUUUAAUCUGAAUUUUAUUUUGACCUGUUAACAUACGUGUACUCAGUUGAACCUCCAUAAGCAACAACUCAAAACUUAAUGAUCACCUACGGGAGGUGGUUGCUCAUAAGAAUCAAUCCAAAGGAAGUCUUCUGAAAAUUGUGGAGGUCUUAACACAUCUUUGAAAAAAAAUAUGUUGCCCAAUAUUUAAGUGAUAUUAAAAAAAAUAUGUGUUACUUCCUGCCUUGUACCCAGACGUCUCUCUUUUGAUGAAAAUGUGCGUGCAAAGGAAGGCGGGAAGGAGACAACGGGUUUCGCCUGCCAUCUGUACCCUUCCAAUGGUCCCUUGUGGUUCAUUCCCAGUCAUUCGCCCCUACCUUGCGAAAAACGAAGCGCCAAAGGAGGAGGCUGGUGUUAGUUCCAUGUUGCCACUAGGAGUUCUUCGUAUAGUAUAAACUUCUUAUUAUAAGCCCCCCAUUUAUAGGCCCAUCUACCUGAAAGCAAAAAAAUAUAUCAGACUGUAAGCCCUCCCCUCCCCCCAAAUAUAAGCCCCCCUCUAGCUUGUCUUAAAAUGAAUUCAAUGAUCUACUUUCAUUUAAUUCUUCAUCCCGUGGUUCACAUGUAUGAUUUUCAUAUAUUCAUGAAUCUGACUUUGUAUGACGUUUUGAAGCUUAAUAAAGGAUCAAAUUCAACAAGUAUUUCGAUCAGUGCUGCUACAGAGCAGCUCUGGCACUGCUAUGUAGCUUGUUUUGAAAAUUAGUCUGGUUAUUAGCCCCCCGGAACAUAAGCUCUCUUAAAACCCCUUACACAAAGUUGUAUAAGCCCUGGGCUUCUAAUCAGAAUUUUACAGUAUUCUGAGUAACAUAAACAUACACAAAGUGUACUAAGAGAUCAGAAAAUGUGUCAAACGAUUGGUUGCUUAAGUGGUUAAAAGCAUUGUAAAAUUAUAAAAUUUUCAUCCCAUUGCGCUUGCUCACAAGAGGUUCCAACAGCAGGGCUUUUACUGGGAAAAUUUUGGUGUAGUUUUGCAUCUGUGACCACUUAUAGGAGGUGGUCGCUUAUGAGGGCCGGUUGCUAAGUAGUACGAGGGAUAGUCCUCGUACAUAUGCAUAGAGAUUCAACUCAGUGUUCUCCCUAGGUAUUAAAGGCUAGAUGGGGCGCGCAUGUGGCUUAAUUCACUUGAAAAUCAUUCCCACCUGGCUUAAAAAUCAAAGAUUUGAGCCAAUAGAUCAAACCUUAUGUUGACGUAUAAUUUAUUUUUAAAAGUGAUUUAACGUUGGAUGAAUAUGCUCAAACCUUUGAUGCAUUCACUUUGCUGAACAGCAGCCAUGCAUCUUGAAAUUGUCCUACAAACACAAGGGCCCUUCGAGGAGCUUAAAUGGAUUACUGUAGUGAACAAAAAAAACGAAAACGAGGAGCUUCUCAAAGGGGUCUUCUGUGAGAAAUGAUCAUAUUGGUUACCGCCUUGCUGUGUUUGGUUACACAUUGUUCACCGUCUGUACAAAAAUUUUAUUAUUCAGGCUACAUAUACAACAGGCUUUGUACAAACACUGUUGAAAAUUACGGUAAGAAUACCCCCUGGCCUCCUUAAAAUCCUAGGGAGAACACUGCUACAUUAAUUUUGUUACCUGCAGUAAGGCUGCUGUACCAGGAAUGUAAAUGACCUCUAAUGUCCUGUACACUUGUCUCCAGGAAUUUGAGUGCAAUGCUGAAGAUUUGAAAGAAUUAAAAGAGCUUGGCCAUGGAGCAUAUGGAUUUGUUUACAAGAUGAUUCAUGAGCCAACAGGGAACAUCAUGGCAGUCAAGGUAAUGUCGGACAGUGGUCAAUUAUAGGCCACAGUCUAGAUAUUUAAAAUCUAAGGCUUCUUGGAGCACUAGCAUUGGCCUUGUCCAGAAGCAUUAUGUUACAGGUCAAAUCAAUCAAAUUUGAUCUUUAACAUUUAACCCUGAAGCAUCUAACUCAGGGUGCAAAGAAAGUUAGCAGUGAUGAUUAAGCCAUUCUGGCAAUAAUUGUGCUGACGUUUCAAAGGACGCAAAGUCACUGUUGUGAUAUCUUAAACUCACUUGUCUUUGAAAGGGUUGGUUUUAAUAACUGGGCUUUUUCUUUUUUCGGUUAGCAGUAAACUUUAUCAGCAUUUUGUUCACUCAUUCCAAAACAGCUAGGCUGCUGAGGUUGCGAUUGUAAAUUGGUUGCAGUGUUCCACAGGGUUGUCAGAAUGGUUUGAAGUAAAUGGCUGAGUUGUCAAAGUAUUAGCGGCCAGUCCAGUGAUAUUUUAUUUAAAAAACGCCAUCAGUAACGAAAUGCCAAGCAGAGUAGUGGGCCCAUACUAACCAAGUAGGCAGCGAUUUUCACUGGUAGCCGGCUACUUUUGACAACCCUGAUACCUUCUUGUUGAUUGUGUACUGCUCUCAUCUUUCGAAUUUGGUCAGCAACAGUUGGUUCUGAAGAAUUGGCCAAGUAGAAACAGCAACUGUAUUUUGAUGGGAUAAUGAUGAUCAAUGUGUGAUAACAAAUUGCUAAAUAUCCUCAUUAGCUAAUCUGCUAUAAGCCUCUGGAAUCUUUUAAUUGUAAGGAAGGGUCAUGUUCUCAUCAUGAAUGUUGAUAUUAUCUCUUGUUUACAGAGGAUACGAGCCAAUGUAAACUCUACAGAACAGAAAAGGCUUCUCAUGGAUCUGGAUGUAUCUAUGCGAGUAUCUGACUGUCCAUACACCGUUCACUUUUAUGGUGCUUUGUUUAGAGAGGUUUGUUGUUUUUGUUUUUGCCUUACAAAUGAUUGCAUAAUAAAUUAAUACUAUUAAAAGGUGCAUCCAGCUUUCAAUGUUAUUGAAUAACCUAGUAGAAAGAUGUCCAAAAUGAUUGUUUAUACCAAACCAAAAUUGUACAGAGGAAAUCUAUGCAUAUAAUUCAACCAGAUUUUGUAGCCACACAGUUAAUUCUGUUUGAUAAUUUCAGGUUGAAGUUGUGUGAAAUUUUUUACAAACCAUAUUUUGUAUUAAGGCCUUUGAUCAUGAGGAGCAACACUUCAUGGUCCAAAAAUCUUGUUCCUCAUAAUGUUAACAUUGUUACUUUAGCAGAGCUUCAUGCGCGUGCUUUGCGAGGGGAUCCCCAUAGCUAAGAAAAUUUGGUUAUCUAUCCAUCCGAGAAGUUUUGGUAGUCACAUGACCUUAUAUAUCUGUCCGUCUGUCCACCCAUCUGUCCGCACCACAGGGCAACCAAUGUGAAAAUCUGGCACUUUCCAGCUAGUGUGGGAACCUGCAACCUGAUAUUGCACAUCCUUGUUGUGGUCAACAAUAUUAUUGACAGUUGUCAAAACAGGGUAUCUGCUGACCAGUAUCACAUAACCAUAUUGCAGACUCAGGUGUCGUCACGUAGAGGUUGUUUUUUUGAAGUUAUCCGCUGACAAGUUACUAGUUUUCAACUUAUCCCAGGCUCAACUCCAAGUGGUUUUCUUUACAAUGGUUACAAAGUUUAUUGUGUGAGGUAAACUAUAAAUUUGUGCAUGGGAGCUUAGCUAAAUCUGUAUAUUAUUGUUUUGUCUUUUCCAGGGAGAUGUUUGGAUUUGUAUGGAGUUAAUGAAAGCAUCACUUGAUAAACUUUACAGAAAAGUGUAUGCUACUCCUGAUGGAAGAGUUCCAGAGGAGGUCUUACGACAAAUAGCCUUUGCUGUAAGUAAUGAUGGGCCUCAACACUGUUCAAAAAAUGAUAUUGACAAGUGUCACAUUCGCACAUUUAAUGAAUUCUGUCACCUUGUUCUUAUAGAUGGUGAAUGCAUUAAAUUACCUCCAUGAUAAACUGAAAGUAAUUCACAGAGGUGAGAAACAAACCUACUUGUUCUCAUGGACGAGUUUGGCAAUUUUCAUCAUCAUUCUUGUUCAUUUUCCUUUUUUUUUCUUUUUUCGCCUCUUUAGUUUUCUUUCUAUUUUUCUGCUUGUAUUUUGAAUAAACUUAGGUGGUAUCUGAUCCAGCCUUUAUUGUUUUCUAUCUGACUAUCAAGUGUUCUUGAUAGCAAUAUAGUUUCAAAAGCACAUUUACUUCAUUUCUUGUUUUGAUAAUUUAUACGAUGGUUCAAAUAAAAGGAGAAAGUUUUUUGAAGUUCAUUAAUUGGUCUUUACAUUCUCUUUUUUUAUUAGUUUAAUAUUAUUAGAAAAAAUUUAAUGUUACAAAGUAUUCGUAACUGUGAUGAGCAAACUCAAGGUAUAAUAAUAAAAUUACUAAUCCGAAAUUAAGGUGAAAAAAUGAUUAUAAAUUGAGGAGUUAUAUUUAUUAAUUUAAAUGCAUUUUUCUGAUCCUUGCAUUCACCUUUAUUACCUGAUACUCCACAAGCAAGUCUUAAGAUAUUAUUACUUCAGAAUUUGGAAAAAGCUGUAACAUUGUUGUGCUUGUUGUCAUUUUAACAGAUGUCAAGCCAUCCAAUAUUUUAGUGGAUGAAAAUGGCAAUUUUAAGCUCUGUGAUUUUGGAAUCAGUGGACAACUGGUAGAUUCAUUAGCCAAAACAGUAGAUGCAGGUUGCAAACCCUACAUGGCUGUAAGUACUUUAUAAGGCUGUUUGAUUUUAGACAACCUUAGUCUGAAAAUUUUACGGCUCGGUCGACAUAGCGGUCGAUAUAGCGUGUAUAGCAACAAGUGUUGGUGAACAAAAAGCUAUAUUGGCCGAGACACAUCUGGAACGACUAACGACUGUGUCUCGACCGAGUGUCGACUGACUAUCGACCGCUAUAUCGACCGAGUGUCAAUCGAGUAUCGACCCUGUGUCGACUAAAUAUCGACCAAGUGUCGACCGAGUGUCGACCGACUAUCAACCGAGUGUCGACCAACUAUCGACUGAGUGUCGACCGCUAUAUCGACCGAUAUCUCAGUUGACAUUACCCACAGUAAACAAGAUCCAAUUUUACUUAUCGCUUUAAAAUCAGUCAGUCCUGUGAUAGUGAGAAUUUUAAGUCUGUAAAACAUUUCUUCUAAUCUCAAAGUAUGGAACUGUUUUUGAUCAGACUUGAAAUCUCAUUCUUAGUAAGUUUCCUUGCAUCUUUAAUUUUUUACCGUUUUGUCACAAAUGACUCAAAAGAGUUUUUUUUAAGUCUUGGAUUUUAUUUACCACUCAUCAUCCUGAGCUGAAUAACAGUCUGUCAUCAGACAAUGUCUGACUAUAAUAUUAUUUGACCAGUGAAAUCACACCUGUGGGCGCACAAGAUGACCAGAUAGAUAAAAAUACAAAAGACUAUCAUUUUGUAGCUCACAAGAUUUGCAGAGAAAUGAUGGGAUUUUUUUUUUGAAAAAGGUUAACUUAUUCUAUGUCCAACAACUUUUCUGAUCUGUCCCAGUUAAACGGCAACCUAUUCAGUCAUAUGUCCUUUAAUCAAAAAAGAAAACUGAUGUAUAACUGACAUGUUAUUCCUUGUGAUGUCAUUAUAAAAGAGAGUUGAGAUUAGUCUAAUUCUGGUGUUCGUGAUAUAUAUAAAAAAAAAAAAACAGAAACAGUGAGUUCCGAAACAACUGUGCCGAAUAGCAUGCUUUGUAACAGUUACAAAAAUUGUUUCAAAUGAUCAAUUUUCAAGUUGUUGAUGCAUCGUAGUCAUUUUAUGUUAUAAUUUAUGAUUUUAGCCUGAGAGAAUUAACCCAGCCAGGGACAUGAAAGGUUACGACAUUCGCUCAGAUAUUUGGAGCCUUGGAAUAACUAUGGUACGACUUGUCUAAAACUAAUUUUCCCCUUAUUUAAUUUUCUGCCUGCUGUCUUAGUUUUGAAUUUCCUUUUGCAUGAAAUCAGGGGAGCUAGUUCACCUGUCUUGUGCAAAGUAAUCAGGGGUGUGUUUCCAAAGACAAACAGCCUUGAAUAAGUUCUAUUGUAGGUAACUUUGUCUAGUAUGUAAAUUUUCUAGAACUGAUUUACGGGUCAGACAUUUCAAAUUACAUAACAUCAGAAGAGCAAUAUUGUGGUGGACAAAACACUGACCCCCAUGAGUCAGUGGACUACCCCAGUGGGUUACCUCUUGAGUAAUUUUAACUGAUAGUUACUUGGAUAUACAUAUGUACAUGUAUGUACCAUUAUAGCCUAUUCAAAGGGUAGUCAGUAGACUGGGGGUCAUUAUUUGUCCACCACCAUAUACAUAGGGAUGUGUGUCUCUCUCUAUUUGUUAUGAAUCUGAUGACGGCAAGUAUUCUAUGCCAACUCUAUUCUAGAGAAGUAAUUAUUACAAUUUUUCAAAUUAUGUGACCUUCUGGAAAUCCCACAUAAUGUCUUAAUAAUUUUCACACACUAGCAUAAGGCUUUAGAAAUGUUUCAUAGCCAUAUGAAGUAUAUAUAUAUAUUUUUUAUUACAGAUUGAACUAGCAACAGGGAAGUUUCCUUACACGCAGUGGAAAACCCCAUUUGAACAACUCAAGCAAGUUGUACAUGAACCUUCACCAACCCUUCCUGACGAUGGGCCAUACUCAGAUGAAUUCAGAGAUUUUGUGGUUCAAUGGUAUAGUUGAUUUUUUUUUCUAAACUUUACGCUAGUGACUUGCCUAGCUGAACCUUACCCAGGAAGGUUUAUUCUAACCUAGCCAUUAAUCCACAGAAUUUUUAAAGAUGCAAUUGCCUUUUAUUUUUAAAUAACAGGUAAUAUUAUUAGGCAAGUCCUUAAUCAAAAUUUUCUAUACUCUCCCUAUGGUCUGAUAACAACAGAAUUAGUUACCUUUUACUUUCACAUGCUUGUUUGACCUAAGAAAGAUUUUGUUCUUUUUCUCCUUUUUUCAUACAGCUUAAAAAAAGACUACAAAGAAAGACCAAACUAUGUAUCACUUUUGGUAAGUUACAGCAUCAAAAUUAAUGAUUAUUUAAGUUGGUACAUCAAAAUAAUACCCUGAUUGUUAAUCUGUAAUGAUAUGAUUUAUUAUAUUUUACAAUUUUUUUAUUAGCAUCAAAAUAUUGUUAAGACACUUCCAUCUCAAUCACAGUGUCUAUUUUGGGUUACAUAACAAACUGAACCCCUACCCUCCCCUUCUGCUUUAUACCAAGCUGUUUUGGCCUACAGGCUACCUGCAGGGAAAGUCGGCAUACUCUUAUUUAUUUCAUUUUUACCUUUCUUCCAAGAAAGUGUGAAAUGAUGGCUGUUGGUGUCUUUCAGAGCAAGUGUCAUUACUACUUUUGAAUAAAUUGUAGUAUGUUUAAAUUUUUAUUUUGCAAGUCUGUAAUGUCUCAUUAGGUUAAAGUGUGGGGGGUGUUAUCUUGUUUAUACUACUACAUGAGAAAUUUCUGCAAUUUGAUUGGCUUAGAGCAGUGGUAUUUCAGCUUAAUUUGAAAUACCUACAUGUGAAAAUUACAAACCUUUUGCAGCUAGUAGUAUAAACAAAUAAUAGCAUGAUCUGUACGAGAUAUUUGGCAUAAAUACCACUCAUGAUAUUUCAAAAUUGUCUCAAAUUUCACUCGCCUAUCGGCUCGUGAAAUUACAUGUAACAAUUUUGAAAUAUCACUACAAAUCAUGCUAUUACCAAUACAAAUGUGCAGUAAUUAGUGUUAUUAAGUCUGAGAUGCCACGCAAUUAGCUUGUGACAAUGUGAAUUUCUUACAUUAACACCCCAGAAAUGGUUAAAAAGCCAGACAGCAUUGUUAAUUCUCUCAUCCAUAAAUUUCAGUUAAUUUGAUAGCGUUAGAAGGCUACAACGUAGCCUGUGUACAAUCGCCCCCGGGCUAUUGAAGGCAAACAAGGUGAAGAAUAUUUUACCAACUCAAAUGGUGUACAUAUUUUAUUUUUGUCUUGUAGGAACAUGAAUUCCUAAAGGAAAACAAUGCCGAAAGUAGUUUUGAUACCAAGCAAUGGAUAAUGCCCAUCCUUCAAGAAAUGGAACAAUCCAGUUAAUAGUUGCAGUAAUUUUAAGAAAGACAGUAAUUUUAUAUUGUUCAUAUUUAUAUCCUUAUAUGCAAGAAUUUUGUGCAGGUUCAUUGGUACAUGGAAUUAUGUCUAGUUUUUACACUGUGUGAUGUGAGAUUUAUGGAAUUCAGUGUACAUACUGUGGCACCUUUACAAACUAUUUUGGUUUGUAUUUCCUAGCCUGCAUAACAGGCAUUAUUGUUUUGCAUUUUUCAGGAGAGAAGGCGAGAGCAAAGUGAGCGAGAAGUGCCAAAAAUGCACAAAAAGGGAGGACGUUAUUGCCCCCAUGCCUUCCACCAUUUGUGUAUGGCGGUCUUUGCGCACUUCACUCUUGCCAAUGCUUGUCAGGAAAACACUAAAAAGUAUUGCCUGUUGUGCAGGCUAUGUAUUUCCAAGUACGUGGAAAAUGAUAACAGGGAAUUGACAAUAACGGAGUAUUUAAUUAAAUUUGAUUUGACUUCAAAUGAUUUCCAGUAAUUACUAAGGAGACUUUGAAACCUCUCUUGUCCCAGUAGACAAUAAACAGUAAGUUGUAAAUUAAUACUUGUAGUGGGGUCAAAUUUGCUGUGAGUGAGAAGUUGAGCAAUUGGAGAUUUAAACUAUGUGAACUAGCAUUAUCCCCCAAAAUAUUAUUAUGGAACCUUACCAAGAUUUAUUUUUUGGAGAUCUCACUUUUAAUUUCAUGUUCUCAUCAUCCCUUUUCAGGUCAGACUUAUAUAGUUGCCAGAGGGAAGGAGGGAUUUUUACCCACCACUUUCAAUCUUAGUGACAGCAUUGACUUGAGUCUUGUUUUGUUGUCCUUAAAUUUGAAAAAGCAGUUUAUUUAAUAACAAAAUCACUAGAAAUUGCAAACCAGCAUAUAAUGUUUCUUCAAGAGUUUCUGUUGGACACCAGCUACCAUCUAGCUUUCUCAUUCAAUUUGCAUCAGAUUUAACAAGUUAUUUUUUUUUAUGGGGAAAGGAGUUGUCGCAUUUUGGGGCUGGCCCUGCCAUUUAGGACUAAUUCUUGAUAAUUAUAAUAAUAAUCGAUACUGGAAUAUCUGUUCUACAGUUGUUAUGUUGCCUUAAUUGCAAGUUUGCAACAUUCUAAGAUGAUACGAGAAAUCUCAGAAACCUUUAUUAUGUGGACACUAACAGACCUCCAAUUUAUUAGGUGUCUGCUAAUGCAGGGUUUGUUUACAUAAAAUGCCUUGGCACUGUGCUCAUCAGUACGGUACUUGCAGCGCACAAAUGUGAACACACCUUUUUCUAAGUACUCAGGUCAGAAUUUUGGCCCUGAAGCCCUGUGUGUACCUUUUUUCUUUUAGAUGUGAGGUAAUCUGCUAUUUUGCAUACCCAUAACUCCCCGCAAUCCAAAACUGAGCAAAAUUGUGAAUGCUUGCAUUUCGGGCUUUCACACUGAUGUAAGGUACCCAAGGUGUGAAAUAUGACACCAUUGUCGGUGUCCAGGCAACCUGAACGGUCCUGGAGUACAGCUUUACUAAAAAUAUUGAGGCGAGGUAAUUAGUAAAAGAGUGUUCAAUGUUUUUGUAUGUGUUCGAAAUUAAACAAUGUGUUGUAAGUAAGAAUUACCUGCUCUCUGUCC